Coniophora puteana RWD-64-598 SS2 is the source of this 411-nucleotide messenger RNA. RefSeq lists its product as uncharacterized. Lineage: Eukaryota; Fungi; Basidiomycota; Agaricomycetes; Boletales; Coniophoraceae. The coding region runs from base 1 to 411 and encodes 136 amino acids. The record is from RefSeq and is a predicted model, not a curated record. Gene Ontology annotation, cellular component: plasma membrane; lipid droplet; mitochondrion. Gene Ontology annotation, biological process: glycolipid biosynthetic process. The transcript is spliced from 4 exons.
AUGGCAGUCGGCGCGCUCCUGUUGAUUAAUUUUACGAUGGCGCGCCGGCUCUUCCGUCGCAUUAUGCCGAAGCCAGGAGAAGGACCGUCCGACGAGCAACUGCAGAAGGGCAAACUCGAGGUGAUCAAUGUGACCACCUCCGUACCAGAUCCAUCCAAGAGCGGACGCACCGUAAGCGUGCGCAGCACGCUCAACGCUCGCGGCGACGCAGCUUACCUUGUCUCUUCCAUUCUAGUCGCAGAGUGUGCUUUGGCUCUCGCUCUAGACCACGAUGCACUGCCCGCGUGUGCAAGGGAGGGCGGCGUGCUCACACCGGCGAUCGCCUUCGGAGGCGUUCUUAUCGAGAGGCUGAACCGCCUCGACGAUAGGUUCAGGUUCGAGAGUGAGAUUACUGUACCUACACGACCGUAG